Zychaea mexicana is the source of this 1496-nucleotide messenger RNA. RefSeq names its product peptidase family C78-domain-containing protein. The record is from RefSeq and is a predicted model, not a curated record. Lineage: Eukaryota; Fungi; Mucoromycota; Mucoromycetes; Mucorales; Lichtheimiaceae. The transcript has a single exon. Bases 266 to 1390 code for a protein of 374 amino acids.
AUGACACUACAAAGUCACUUAAGGUAAUAUGGUAUCUGUUUAACUUUGAUUGCUUUGGACCUGGCUAAAUAUGUUUGAGAGAUUUGUAUUAUAGAGAAAGCGCAAAGAAGAAGACAACGACGAUAAUGAUCGACAUGAAUCAGUACCCCGGCAGCGGCAGUCAUCAAUAUUAACAGCAGCGGCAGCAGCAAGGUUCACAUCAGCCGACUACGAAAGCUAUACACGUACACAUCUUAACAAAGAAAAGGCACUGUGGGAAUCACCAAUGCCAGGCAGCGAUCGGACAUCAGGCUUAUUGACACAAUUGGCUUUUGAGUUUCGCAAAAUACCGCAACAGUCUAAAAACAAGCUUCAACGAACCGUUUAUUUGGGAAGCAACAGGACAGAUCUCAUUGUCAGCGAUUUUUGGGAUAAAGGAUGGAGUUGUGGCUAUCGCAACUGUCAGAUGCUCAUGUCCUUCUUGGAAAAGACAAACGAGAUGGAUGAAUCAGUUAUCAAGCAUGUCAUCAGUAUCUCUGGUUUACAGUCUCUAUUAGAGCGGGCUUGGAAGGAAGGUUUGUUUCUUUUUCCUUUUCCCUUUCUGUGCUACAUGAGAGGAACAUCCCCCGCACCCCCCACCUUUUGUGUGAAGAUAACCCAAGAAAAUUUUUGGACCCGAAAACUAGGAUUUGACUCAGUCGGCGCGUUACAACUGCAACGUCGGGUGUACAAGACACGCAAGUGGAUCGGCACUACAGAGGUUUACACAUUGCUGGUGUAUCUUGGUAUCAAAUGCACUAUCCUGGAUUUCGACGCGCCCAAAGCUGCCGGUCCAGCAACUACUGGAUUGUUGGCUGAGCGUUUAUUUGAUUGCGUGCAAUCCUAUUUUGAAGCGUCUGUUGUGGUGAAUAGACCGUCAUCUAGCAAUAGUGACGACGGCAACGACAACAGCGUCAAGAGCAGAGAAAACAACGUAUUUACACGAAUGAUGGUGUCCUCUGCACGCGCUGGCAAACACGUGCAUAUGACCGACAGACCACCCAUGUACCUACAGCACGCGGGCCACAGUCGAACUAUCGUUGGCAUUGAAAUAUUCGAUGAUGGUAUACGGAACUUGAUUGUCUUUGACCCGGGAAGGCGGACACAGCGUGGCAAGUCGUCACCCAUACAAGAAAACAAACACGGGAACGAGUCUGAUCAACGGCCGGCUGCUAUAGCGUCAUUGCAAUCGUACCGAGUGGAUACAAAGGCGAUUGAAAGAAAUAGUCAAUAUCAACUUUUGGUGUUAGGAGAGGCAUCCCAAAGACCGUCUGGAGCUAUACAGUGGCCAUCAACCGAUUCAAAUCAUUUCUUGCUAACAGAAUGGGAACGUGAUAUCAUGAAGCAAGUUACCAGUAUUAGAGUCAUAUAAUCAUCACUAUAUUACGUGUAAAUACUAUUAUAUAUUUAGUGUACCAAAUAAUAUACCCAACUCCUAAUUGUAUAGUUAUACAGGAAGAUGAUGAUGCAAAACGUAU